AUGGACGUUAACUACGCAGUCGUCGAUGACGAUAAGCCGAUCAAUCUGCCAGAUGUAACCGUUGAAGACUUCGCUGUCUAUGCAAAGUUCCUCUACACAGGCUUCCUCUUUACGAAAGAGACCAAUGUCGCCGAGCUCGCGCGGUGCCUGCAUCUGUACAAAGUUGCCAAUCACCUGGAGGCAAUGGACUUCCGCGAUACCAUAGUAGAUGCUCUCAUCGAGACCGUCCUUGACUUCCGUGCACUCAAAGGCCAGUGCCGCUUCACGGCAACUCACAUCACGACCAUCUACGCAAUGACCGAGGAAGGGUCUCCGCUGAGGAAGUUCGCGCAAAGCCUGUGCCUGCAGUCCAAGGUGCCUCAAGGCUUCGAGAGGAAACGGUUGAAAGACUUCCCAGUCGAUUUCCAACUGGACCUGCUGACAGCCGCUGCCCCUUUCAUAACUUCGUCCACCAAGUCAACUGAUAUGCCAGAUCCGCUGGACCUCGACAAAUCCUGCAAGUAUCACGAACACACCCCGCUCGGCACACCUUGCUACAAGACGAAGUAUCAGUACAUGUCUGACGAGCCUGUUGUUGAGGCGAACGUCGUGCCUAAGCCUCCACCUGCCCCCGUGAGCAGACGGCAGUCCGAACGACAAACCGAACGACUGGCGAGUAACGACUUCGAGUUAAGGGUUUGA
Messenger RNA from Didymella exigua CBS 183.55, 681 nucleotides. RefSeq lists its product as uncharacterized. Lineage: Eukaryota; Fungi; Ascomycota; Dothideomycetes; Pleosporales; Didymellaceae. The transcript has a single exon. The coding region runs from base 1 to 681 and encodes 226 amino acids. The record is from RefSeq and is a predicted model, not a curated record.